CGCGCUGCGCACUCGAUGCCGGAUCACGACAAGUAUCAGUUGCGUCCACGCGCCGCGCGCUCCCGCGAGCCGCGCGCGCGACGCACCCCACAGCCGCUCAGCAAGUACAGAAGGAAAACAGCAAACGCGCGGGAAAGAAGCCGCAUGCGCGAAAUUAACCGCGCCUUCGAAAACCUACGACGAGCCGUCCCCGCAUCCGAGAUCACUGGAAACCCUGUUCCCUGUGAAAAACUUACGAAAAUCACCACUCUAAGGCUGGCUAUGCGCUACAUCACGGCGCUGUCUUCAGCUCUGCGUGAUACCAGCCCGGAGCGGGAUAACAAUUCACGCCCGGACCGCUGGCCGUCACCUUUUUGCUCGGAUUUGUCUGAAUUUUCAACGGAACAAGAAACCACAUCAGAGUUCACGGAGGACUCCUUAUCUCCGUUCGAUUCGUUCUUCGCUGAAUUUGACUACGAAUAUAACAUGGACAGGACAUUUGCGUGAAGUGUAGUGUCGGACCUUAAAUUAGGUAUUAUCUCAUUAUUGCCAUAUUAAUUAAUGUUAUGCAUAGUUUAUCGAGUGAGUUUUUGAGAUCUUUAUUUAUUUGUUUAAUUAAUAAAUUGUUUUUGUUA
Molecule: messenger RNA, 614 nt
Organism: Colias croceus (clouded yellow)
Lineage: Eukaryota; Metazoa; Arthropoda; Insecta; Lepidoptera; Pieridae
Product: helix-loop-helix protein delilah-like
Exons: 1
Coding region: 16-486 (156 amino acids)
Molecular function (GO): protein dimerization activity
Source: RefSeq, a predicted model, not a curated record